This is a messenger RNA of Parnassius mnemosyne (clouded apollo), 4602 nucleotides long. The record is from the annotation of a GenBank genome assembly. Lineage: Eukaryota; Metazoa; Arthropoda; Insecta; Lepidoptera; Papilionidae.
AUGAAAUAUGAAAUUAUAAGUGUACUCAAUGCCGCAGACAAAAUUUUUGAUGCUGUUAUCAAUUCUAAUGCUUCAGUGAUAGAAAAUUUUAUUAUUGUUACGUUUAAUGAUCCUGGAACAAUUUUACGCACAGAUACUACGGAUCGCGAUGAAUUUAAAAAGUCAUUAAAAUCAAUAAAAGUUAAUGGUGGUGGCGACUGUCCAGAGUUAGCGAUGUCUGGAAUAGAAUUAGCACUUCAAGCAAGUCGCCCUGGCUCCUUUAUAUACGUUUACACAGAUGCUAAUGCAAAGGAUUACGCUAAGUAUGAGAAAGUUAAAAAAUUGGCAAUAGACAAAGAGAUACAGAUUGUGUUCGUGAUAUCAGGAAUAUGUCAGAACCAUAACGUUACAUCUCCUGGAUAUCAAGUUUAUGAGAAGUUAGCUGAAUCUACAUCAGGCCAAAUUUUUACUUUAGGAAAGAGUCAAGUUAAACAGCUAUUAAAUUACGUUGCAAGAGUAGUAGAGAGUAGAAAAACGGAAUUGGCGAGAAAGAAGUUUCCCCCUGGAUACGGGUACAAAUUUAACUGUACAGUAGAUAGUGCAGUUUCGGCCCUGGAUGUAUCCGUUACAGGAAGCCGAUCAAGUGUGAAUAUAACAGAUGGCGAUGGCAAUGCAGUUAAAGUGAACGAUAUCGUGAAUAUUUCAAAAGUAAAGGUUGUCAACGUAAUAGAUCCAAAACCAGGUGUUCAUAGUGUUGAAGUAGGAAGUUUAAGUGAUACAGCAGUGACGGUGCUUGGUACCACUAAUGUUGAUUUUCAAUAUGGAUUCUCCAUCAACAAGCCCUCUUCUAGAAACGAUACAAAAAUUCCACCUAUUGCAGGCCAAAAAUAUUAUUUGUCUAUUGAACUUAACACUGAAGGGGAAAUGAUAAAGCUGCAAGAAGUACAAUUGUUAGAUAUUAAAAAUAAUAUUAUUUUAGAAGAACGUCUUUGGAUAGUCAACACUGAAGAACAAUUUUAUGUCACAGAGCAAAUUACUCCCCCAGAACAAAUUUUUAAAAUUAGGAUUAAAGGAGUCAAAGAAGAUACGAAUGAAACCAUAUAUAGAGUAUAUCGUUCACCUGUGGCACCGCAAAUGCUUUCAGAUGAACAUCCCUUCUACGCUGCGUCUACGUAUUAUUUUCGAGAAUCAUUACGUAUCGUCUCGCAUGCUCACUCGAUAGGACAACCUGCAGUUUACUCAGCAUAUAGUAGUAGUAAGUUGACAAAACAUAACCCUGGUAUAACAAAUUUAAUAUCAUAUUAUUUAGAACUUGAUACAUUUUUAGUAAUUAAACCAUAUUUUCUGUUAACAGAACCUAUAGAAAACAAGGCACCAAUAGCAAAUAUCACGGGGGAAACAAAAUUAAUAUCUAAUUAUGGUUAUCCCUUGCAGUUAAAAUGUAUCGUGGCUGGAUAUCCAGAACCUAAAAUUAUAUGGGAAGACAAAUUAGGUUCAUCGUUGAAAUUUACGGUCUCACCAAAAAGACUUCCAUAUGAAUACAUUAGUGUAUUAUAUAUAAAUCAUAUUAUCACAAAUAAUACGUAUUUUUGUAAAGCAAGCAACGACAUUGGAAAUUAUGUAACAUCUGUUGACGUUAUAAUAAAAUCUUAUUUUGAAAUUGUGGAUGUUUCUAAAGAUAAAACUGUAAAAUACAACGAGAAGGAAACAUUAAAUUGUAAAGUUAAUGCAAUCCCUCCUGCAAACAUUACUUGGUUCCUAAAUGGCAAGGAAAUUGAGAUGAAUGAUCAAAUAAGUAUAUCAUCUGAUCGAUCUUCAUUGUUUAUCAAGCAAAUGAAGCCAAAUUAUGCUGGAAACUUUAUUUGCGAGGUACGAAAUAACUUAAAAAGAGGUAUUUAUAACAUAAAAGUGUCAAUUACAGAUAUUGAAUAUCCAAAAAUAGAUAAAAGUGUUACUGAAAUUUCUGUCGGUAAAGGAUCCAGCGUUAGUAUAUUAUGCAGAAUUUUGAAAGGUAAACCUACACCAACGAUUUACUGGUCUUUCAAACAUGAUAAAAAUGAUGUAUUUGACAAUAUUGAGGAACAUACUGAGAACUUAUACAUUGAGAAUGUAAAUUUAGGCAUGGUUGGCACUUACAAAUGUAUAGCAAAAAAUGAAAUCGGCAAAGACAAUCACGUCGUAGACUUGGUUGUUGAAUAUGCUCCUGUUAUUAAAGAUAGCAAACAUAAGAAAUUAAUCCAAAAGAUUGGUCAACAAACCACAAUCAAAUGCUUGGCAGAUGGAGUACCAAUACCAGACGUUACAUGGUCAUUGAAUGGAAUAGAAAUAAGUGAUGGACACCAAUAUCGCAUAUACAGAGAUAACACCUUAAAAUUCAAAGCUUCUGUAAAAAAUUCGGGAGAAUAUACAUGUGCAGCUGUAAACAAAUUAGGUUCCGCUAAGAAGACUACAACGGUGAAAGUUUUUGAACCAGUGACCAUAGAUGUACCUAAAGAUACUAAUAUAAGGGUGCAGGUUGGAAGUAACCUUGAAUUAUCCUGUAAUGUCAAAGGAUAUCCAAGUCCUACUAUCAAAUGGCUAUUCAUUUCAUCACAAACCAAUGAUAAAAAAUAUUUGAAAGCUUCUGAUUUGUUGGUACUUUCAAGGAUUCAGCUCCAUGCCGACGGAUUUUACAUUUGUACAGCUAAAAAUUUGGGGGGUUAUGUCAACCUAACAUAUUCAGUUCACGUAGAUGCACCUCCUGUCAUACUCACCACAUCAUCAGUGAAAAAUAUCCAAGCUGUCGUUGGAGAUCGCGUUAUAAGGAUACCUUGUUAUGCUACUGGGAAUCCUAAACCAGAAAUAAGAUGGAUGAGGAAUGGACGCCUUUUAAGUAUAGAACCUGAAUGGUACUCAGUUGAAACUGAUGGGACUCUAAUAGUAAAAAAUGUUAACAAAGCUUCUGCUGGAUCAUACACCUGUAGCGCGGAAAAUAAUAUAAGCAUAGCUAAUAAAAAUGUUAUUGUCCAGGUCGACAAUUUUCCUAAACACAAUGGUCCUAUUAAGAACAUAUAUAUAGAGGAAAAUAAGCCAGCAGAGAUCGAAUGCAACAUCCCUUAUGAGCGUACGGAUUUAGUACGGUGGUACAAGAGAAACAGAAUGAUUGCAGAAGGAAAGCUAAUAUUCUCAAAAGUAAAGACCAGUAAUCGUGGUCGCUACAAGUGCCGCGUAAGCAAUUUCGUUCAAUCCAAAACAGGCACUUGUAAUGUUAAAGUUGGACAUAAGCCAAGAUUUACGUUCGAAGCAAUUUCAAAAUUAUUCUUUGAUGAUACAAAUCGUCACUUGUAUUGCACUUAUUCUGCAGUACCAAAAGCCAAGAUAACGUGGUGGUUUAAUAAAAAGAAACUCGCUGAGAAUGAUAUGACGUAUUGUUUUGACAAUAAAGUUAGCAGCAUAGGAGAAUAUAAAUGUGUUGUUGAAAACGUGUUCGGGACAAUUGAAAAGAAGUUCAGUGUUCAAGCAAAUGAUUGCUUGUUAGAUAUUGCAAAAGAUUUUGACACAUAUCAUCCACUUGUGCUAGCCAAUGACUUUAGACUAUCUGAUUUUUAUAUUAAAGAUGGACUCUUAGCAAUACCAAUAGGUAAAAGUGCGCAAUUUAUGUGCUCUGGAGAUUUUAACAAAUUUCCAGGCACUGAAAUUAAAGCUACAUGCUUAGAAGGUAAACGUUUUAAAAUAAAUGAAGAUAUUGCAGAAUUUUCAAAAAUAAAAUGUGUUGAAAGAAUGCAACCCGUAACCUUAAAAACUGGAAAAAUAUGUGGGUACAGUAACACAGAAAUUAUUAAAAUUGGAAUAAACAUUAAAGGAGAGUUUUCGGAAUUCUAUCAGAUUUGUUUUCAUAAAUUACUGAAAGUAACAUUAUAUGCACAACAUCGGUUAAUGGUGUACGCAGCUGGAGUAAAAUCGGUGCCGACUGAAAGAUGGUUGCAUAGCGAUAUAAUUAGUUACGAUAUAAAUGAGAUGUACGACUGUGAACAGCAAAAGAAUGUCAUAUCUACACUUUUGAACAGGCCAUUUCACAGCGAAGACAUUUGCUGUUUUUCUGCGAGGCAGUUAGUAAACGAGAAGGACGUAACACCUGGCUUACCUCAAAUAUCUACUCACAGUUACCUGAACGUCUUCCCACUUUGGAAUACAUGCAAUAUGAAAAAUUGGAAUAGCUUAGAGGAGUUGCUGAGAAUGCAGACUCGAAAAAUAAACCGUGCUUUAACUAUUACGACAGGAAUAUCUUCACCACUAAGGCUCUUUGAUGGAACUUCUAAUGUUUCUAUAUAUAUAACUGAUAAAUCUGGAGAGAAGAGGCUGAUACCGCAAUUCGUAUGGAAAGUUGUAAAAGACUACUACACAGCAGCUUCGCUUGCAAUCAUUCAGGUGAAUGUGCCCGAUCUAAAAGAAGAUGAUGUGAAAUGGUAUACAGUUUGUGAUGAUAUAUGUCACAAGAUAUUCUGGAUGAAAGGCAUCAAUUGGAGCGAUGUGAAAAAUGGAUUAACAUACUGUUGCUCGACUUCGGAAUUUGAAAAAGCUUUCGGCUACGUUGCUCAAUUUAGCAGAGGCUGUAGCAAGAUUUUACAGUAUUUAGAUCCCUAA